Molecule: messenger RNA, 5640 nt
Organism: Orycteropus afer afer
Lineage: Eukaryota; Metazoa; Chordata; Mammalia; Tubulidentata; Orycteropodidae
Gene: ADAMTS7
Product: ADAM metallopeptidase with thrombospondin type 1 motif 7
Exons: 29
Coding region: 1-5640 (1879 amino acids)
Biological process (GO): proteolysis; extracellular matrix organization
Cellular component (GO): extracellular matrix
Molecular function (GO): metalloendopeptidase activity
Source: RefSeq, a predicted model, not a curated record
AUGAGGGUGCAGAAAAGAGAGUACAAGGAAGGGUGCCUCAGUUCAGGGACAAAGCAGAAAUUCCAGAAAUCCCAGAAUCCUGGGGGACCUCGGAGGGCCUACAAUGGGAGGGCUCAGCCUGGCUACGCCGCCAGAGGGCUCACUCGGCCAAACCGGCUGUUGGGCGUCCGUCGGGGGGCGCUGUCCUUGUCCUGCCCUGUGCCCCGCCCUGCGCGCGGUUCUCUUGUCUUUUCUUUGCCUCUGCUGCGGGCCGAGGGGGCGGGCCCUGCAGCCUUUGUUGCCGGCGGACCUAGCACAGCCGCCUGCUCCUUUAGAGUACGCCGAGGGCUGCUGCACGCGGCCAGGCAUGUCUUGACCAGAAUUCGGGACCGGGCAGUGAUCGGACGGGACGGACGAGAGUCCUCGGUUUACCGGGUCUCAACUCUGCAGACCCCUCGCCGGCCUGGCUCUACCUGGAGCUGGUCGUGCCCUCUUAAUAUUAGGGACCAGGGAGAGGACGAGGGAGCGAAACUGCGCCGCCGGGUAAAGCGCGCCUUUCCCGGGUUGUCCUUGUCGGAGGGGCUGGACAGAGCGCAGUUUAUCACCCUCCUCAGCUUGCCCCGUCUGGAAAAAGACCUGGCCAGCACGCUGAGGGUGGUGGUCGUUUUGACCAAUAAGAUCUCUACCAGAGGUCAUGUCUCUGAGAGCCGGGCAGCGCUGGACGUUGUGCACCCAGUGCGUGUGGAUGCAGGGGGCUCCUUCCUGUCCUAUGAGCUGUGGCCCCGCAAGCUGCGCAAACGGGACGUGUCUGCUCGGCACAAUGUGCCAGCCUUCUAUGAGCUGCUGUAUCGUGGGCGAGAGCUGCGCUUCAACCUGACCACCAACCGGCACCUAUUGGCACCUGGCUUUGUGACUGAAACACGGCGGCAUGGUGGCCUGGGCCGUGCACACAUCCAGGCCUACGCCCCUGCAUGCCACCUGCUUGGUGAGGUGCAGGAUCCUGAGCUCGAGGGUGGCGUGGCGGCCAUCAGUGCCUGCCAUGGCCUGAAAGGUGUGUUCCAGCUCUCUAAUGAGGACUACUUCAUUGAGCCUCUGGACAGUGCUCCAGCCCGGCCUGGCCAGGCCCAGCCCCAUGUGGUAUACAAGCGCCAAGCACCUGAGAGGCGAGCAGAGCAGGGUGUUUCCAGGGCUCCGGGCACCUGUGGAGUGCAAGCAUCCCUGGAGCUGGAGUCUCGGCGGGAGCGCUGGGAGCAGCGGCAGCAGUGGCGGAGGCAGCGGCCAAAGCGUCUUCACCAGCGUUCGGUCAGCAAGGAGAAGUGGGUGGAGACCCUGGUGGUAGCUGACCCCAAAAUGGUGGAAUACCAUGGGCAGCCACAUGUUGAGAACUAUGUGCUGACCAUCAUGAACAUGGUGACUGGCCUGUUUCAUGACCCCAGCAUUGGGAACCCCAUCCAUAUCACCAUCGUGCGCCUGAUCCUGCUGGAAGAGGAGGAGGAGGACCUAAAGAUUACACACCAUGCAGACAACACCCUGAGGAGCUUCUGCAAGUGGCAGAAGAGCAUCAACAUGAAGGGAGACACCCAUCCUCUGCACCACGACACCGCCAUCCUGCUCACCAGGAAGGACCUGUGUGCAGCCAUGAACCGGCCCUGCGAGACCCUGGGCCUGUCCCAUGUGGCAGGCAUGUGCCAGCCACACCGCAGCUGCAACAUCAAUGAGGACACGGGCCUGCCCUUGGCCUUCACCGUGGCCCAUGAGCUCGGGCACAGUUUUGGCAUUCAGCAUGACGGAAGCGGCAAUGACUGUGAGCCCGUUGGGAAACGGCCUUUCAUCAUGUCUCCACAGCUCCUGUACGACGCCGCCCCCCUCACCUGGUCCCGCUGUAGCCGCGAGUACAUCACCAGGUUCCUUGACCGUGGGUGGGGCCUGUGCCUGGAUGACCCUCCCACCAAGGAUGUCAUUGACUUCCCCUCGGUGCCACCUGGUGUUCUCUAUGAUGUGAGCCAUCAAUGCCGCCUACAGUAUGGGGCCUACUCCGCUUUCUGUGAUGACAUGGAUAAUGUCUGCCAUACUCUUUGGUGCUCCGUGGGGAUCACUUGUCACUCUAAGCUGGAUGCAGCAGUGGAUGGCACCAGAUGUGGGGAGAGUAAGUGGUGUCUCAAUGGGGAGUGUGUUCCUGUGGGCUUCCGACCCGAGGCUGUGGAUGGCGGCUGGUCUGGUUGGAGUGCCUGGUCUGUCUGCUCACGGAGUUGUGGUGUGGGUGUGCAGAGCGCCGAGCGUCAGUGUACACAGCCUUUGCCCAAAUACAAGGGCAAAUACUGUGUGGGCGAGCGUAAGCGCUUCCGCCUCUGCAACCUUCAGGCCUGUCCGCCUGGCCACCCCUCCUUCCGCCACGUCCAGUGCAGCCGCUUUGAUGCUAUGCUUUACAAGGGCCAGCUACAUACCUGGGUUCCGGUGGUCAAUGAUGUGAAUCCCUGUGAGCUGCAUUGCCGGCCCUCGAAUGAGUACUUUGCUGAGAAACUGCGGGACGCCGUGGUCGACGGCACCCCCUGCUACCAGGGCCAGGCCAGCCGUGACCUCUGCAUCAACGGCAUCUGCAAGAAUGUCGGCUGUGACUUUGAGAUCGACUCGGGUGCCACAGAGGACCGCUGCGGUGUGUGCCACGGCAAUGGUUCCACCUGCCACACUGUGAGCGGGACCUUUGAGGAGGCUGAGGGCCUUGGAUAUGUGGAUGUGGGUCUGAUCCCAGCUGGUGCACGUGAGAUCCGCAUUGAGGAGGUGGCUGAGGCCGCCAACUUCCUGGCCCUGCGGAGUGAGGACCCGAAUAAGUACUUUCUCAACGGCGGCUGGACCAUCCAGUGGAACGGGGACUACCAGGUGGCGGGCACCACCUUCACAUAUGCACGCACAGGCAACUGGGAGAACCUCACGUCCCCAGGCCCCACUGCCGAGCCUGUCUGGAUCCAGCUACUCUUCCAGGAGAGCAACCCUGGGGUGCGCUAUGAAUACACCAUCCAUAGGGAAGUGGAUGGCCAAGGCGAGAUCCAGCCGCCCGAGUUCUCCUGGCACUAUGGGCCCUGGACCAAGUGCACAGUCACCUGUGGCACAGGUAUGCAGAGGCAGAGUGUGUACUGUGCUGAGCGUCAAGCUGGGCCUGUGGACGAGGGGCACUGUGACCCCCUGGACAGGCCUGAUGACCAUCAGAGGAAGUGUAGUGAGGACCCUUGCCCAGCUCGGUGGUGGGCAGGCGAGUGGCAGCCAUGCUCCCGCUCCUGUGGGCCUGGGGGCAUCUCCCGCCGGACAGUGCUCUGCAUCCGCAGCGUGGGGCUGGACGAGCAGAGUGCCCUGGAGCUACCUGCUUGUGAACACCUCUCCCGGCCUCCCACCGAAACCCCUUGCAACCGUGACGUGCUCUGUCCUGCCACCUGGGCAGUGGGGAACUGGUCUCAGUGCCCGGUGACGUGUGGGGUGGGCACUCACCACCGAAGUGUCGUCUGCACCAAUGACACUGGUAUCCCCUGUGAUGAGGCCCAGCGGCCAGCAAGUGAGGCCGCCUGCACUCUGCCUCCCUGCCUGAGGCCCCUGGACAUGCUGGGCCCAGAAGGUUCAGGCAGUGGUGCCUCCAGCCGAGAGCUCUUCAAUGAGGUGGAAUUCAUCCCCCGCCGCCUGGCCCCACGCCCUGUGCCCUCCUCAACACCUGAGCCAGCGAGCAUGGGCAAUGCCAUUGCAGAGGAGGACCUGGAGCCUGGCCCUGCGGGGCCCGUGUUUGUCGACGACUUCUACUAUGACUAUAAUUUCAUUAACUUCCACGAGGACCUGUCCUAUGAGCCCCUUGAGGAACCAGACCCAAAUCUGGCAGGCACAGGGGAACACGUGCCCCCACCCCCAAGCAGUCCUGCUGAGCUCCCCAUGAGCACCCCACUACCUGCGAUAGAGCCUCCUGGGGCUGAAGAGGAGGGAGGACUGGGAGAUUGGUCCCCUACCCCUUGGCCUAGCCAGGCAAGCCACUCCUUGCCCCCACCCUUAGAGCAGGCCCCAGGGAACCCCUUGGCCAAUUUCUUGUCUGAAGAAGAGGCCCCAAUCAGGGCCCCGGACCUUGGGCUCCCUAGCUUGCCCUGGCCCCCUCCUUCAGUUGGUGGCAUGGGGAUGCCUGUUGCCCCUGGGAGCCAGAAUGAAUUCCUAGAGGGGGAGGAUAGCCAGAGCCAGCCGCCCCCUCUGUGGUGGGAGAGGACCAAUGAGGUUUCUGAGGAUGAAGAAGAGGCUCUAGGCCACAGAGCACCCCCUGUGCCCCAGAGACCCCACUCCACCCUGCCCCCUUUUCCCUCUAUCAAUACCACCCACUCUUCUCCUACUCCUGAGGUACUGGAGCUGUGGACACAAGGGACUAUGGCCUGGGACCCAGCUACAGAGGGUGGCCUGGGGGCUGUGGACAGUGAGCGAUGGCUUGACAUUGUGGGAGCGGCUCUCCCUCCCGCUCCUCCCACAGCCACUCUGCCAGAGACCCUGGUCAGCAACAGCUCCCUAGAGCCGGAGACUCCCACCCUUUCAGCGACAGGACUGGCUUCACGGGAGCUGCAGACACCGGCAAUGUUAGGGGCCUUCCUUCCGACCGCUUUGUCUGGCCUAGAGGAAACACCCUGGGUGACCACCCUGAGCCCCAGGACCACAGGCCAGCCUAAGCCCCCUGGCCCCGAGGCGCCCCCGAGUACUGUGCUGCUGUCCAUGCCAACUCUGGACAGUCUUGCCAGCAGCAGCAGAGCCCCUGCGACCCAGCCUCUGGACCCCCACCCGGCCGAUGAAGAAAGGCAUCCCACAAAUCUGCCUGCUGCCAAGAAUGCCAGCUGGGAAGUGGGGAACUGGAGUGAGUGCUCCACCACCUGUGGGUUGGGUGCUGUCUGGAGACCUGUGCGCUGCAGCUCUGGCCAGGAGGAGGACUGUGCCCCUGCUGGCAGGCCCCAGCCUGCUCGCCGCUGCCACCUGCGGCCCUGUGCCAUGUGGCACACAGGCAACUGGAGUAAGUGUUCCCGCAGCUGUGGUGGAGGUGCCUCAGUGCGGGAUGUGCAAUGUGUGGACACGAGGGACCUCCGGCCACUGCGGCCCUUCCACUGCCAGCCCGGGCCUGCCAAGCCGCCUGCUCGCCGACUCUGCAGGGCCCAGCCCUGCCUCAGCUGGUACAUCUCUUCCUGGAGGGAGUGCUCCGAGGCCUGUGGUGGAGGUGAACAGCAGCGUCUGGUGACCUGCCCAGAACCAGGCCUCUGUGAAGAGUUACUAAGACCCAACACCACUCGUCCCUGCAACACCCACCCCUGCACACAGUGGGUGGUGGGACCCUGGGGCCAGUGUUCAGCCCCCUGUGGUGGUGGUGUCCAGCGGCGCCUCGUCAAGUGUGUCAACACCCAGACAGGGCUGCCUGAGGAAGACAGUGACAAAUGUAGCCACGAGGCCUGGCCGGAGAGCUCCCGGCCAUGUGGUACUCAGGACUGCGAGCCUGCCGAGCUCCCACGGUGCGAGCGGGAUCGCCUGUCCUUUGGUUUCUGUGAGACGCUGCGCCUGCUUGGCCGCUGCCAGCUGCCCACUGUGCGCACCCAGUGCUGCCGCUCGUGUCCCCCACCCGGCCGCGGGGCUCCCUCCCGUGGCCAUCAGCGGGUCGCCCGCCGCUGA